Molecule: messenger RNA, 12897 nt
Organism: Acipenser ruthenus (sterlet)
Lineage: Eukaryota; Metazoa; Chordata; Actinopteri; Acipenseriformes; Acipenseridae
Gene: dnah6
Product: dynein, axonemal, heavy chain 6
Exons: 77
Coding region: 124-12618 (4164 amino acids)
Biological process (GO): microtubule-based movement
Cellular component (GO): dynein complex
Molecular function (GO): dynein light intermediate chain binding; ATP hydrolysis activity; minus-end-directed microtubule motor activity
Source: RefSeq, a predicted model, not a curated record
GUUGCUUGGAGACGGUUAACAAGAAGCAGUUACCAAACCGGGUUUCCUCUGAAACUGAUCUCACAACUUCUUUUACCAGUGUAGAAAUGCUGAAUUUUCGUAUAAAUUGAAAGUGUCAGGAGCAUGUCCUCAGCAUCAGCAUCCUCACAAAGCCCCUCCUGCAAUGAGGAUGGUUUCCCCCAGUCUGCUGGUAAAGAACUGAUGCUUCCAGUGAGUGGGAUGGACACAAAUAUACUAAAAGCCAGGCUGAUAUCAAUGGCGCCAAGCCAGAUUGCUCCAAAUCCACAGGCUUUGAAAUUUUCACACAGCACAAAGUCUCAGGACAGAAGAAGAGCAAGACAGCAAGCAAUUAAACUGGAACCUUUGCCUGUACUGAAGACAUAUCAAGAUCACAAGCAGCCUGAAUAUAUAUACCGGAAGAACAGAGAACAGUUAGUCAAUUCUAGGUGGCAACCCUCUGCCAUUGGAGCUGACAUAAGACCUCGACCAUCAUCUGUUGAAAAAUUAACAUCAAAAGGUCAUCUACCUGAACUUCCAGCUGAUUUGAAAGAGAAACAGAUACUGCUGGACCAGAGUAGGACUUUGUCUCCUACACCACCAAAGAAGCCCCGUAUUUCAGGAUGCAGAUCAGUUUUUUGCACUAAACCUCCUCCAGCCAUGAAAUUCAAUUCAGCUGAGGAGGUCAUCAGAGCUAAGAUUCAUGAUCCUUUGCAAAUUAUCAGUAUCAUUCGGAAUAAUGAUCAACUUGGAUUCCUUUACAUGACACCUGCUGUUCCCAAGUCAUCAAUUCAAUAUGACACAUACAACCUAAAGAUUGUUACCCAUGAACACAUCAAUAAGCAUGACUACUACACUAUCAGUCAGCGUGGAGUUACUCAUACCUGGAGUGGGGAGGUUGACUUUCUGGAUCUGGACCGUUGGGAGCAGGAGUAUUUGUACCAUAAACGACUGUUGCAGAUUCCAGCAUUCUCACUGUUUCGCAAAUGGAAGGCUUUUAAAGUCUGGAAGACAAAUGUGCGUUCUAAGAAGAUUAAUGAAUGCAGAAAGGCACUGCAGGAUCACUUGUUCAUUGUGAAUGAUUCUUUGCGUCCUGCAAUACUUAAUAUCCGAGAAAUGUGUUACCGGAUCAGUGACAUGGGACUUUGCCGUAUUGAGAAGGGCUGCACCUAUACUUUGAAAAAUUUCAGAAAUGCUCAGUUUAAACAGCUUGAAGAGGUUGCUUCUCGUUUGGCAGAGUUUAGGGAACUUGUGAAAGAAGUAGCAAGAAGUGCCUGUCGCACUGCUUUACUUGAAGCUGGAUAUACCCCUGAUGAUUAUUUCAACAAUGCAGAGGAUGGAGGGGCAACAGGUUCCAACUUUCUAGGGCACUCAGAUGGAGACAUGGAGAUGAUGUAUGGCGACUCCCAAGAGAAAAUGACCUACACAGAGCAGGCAAAUAAAAGGGCCCAUUGUAGGAGGCUAACAUGCUUUAUUCGGCUUGCUGAUUACCUCAUUGUUAACACAAUGCACAUCUUGGCAGUAAAUUCAGUAACUACUUUGCUGAACUAUCUCAAAGAGCAAGUUAAACAAACUGCUACACUAGAUGUCAUUAGAAGCUGGGGAACAGAGAAACAAGUAAAAGCUGAAGAUUCUGAGAAAAAGACAACUGUAGAACAGGAUAAUGAAGAAACGUGUAUUCCAAUGUAUCUUUCGGAACUGAUGCUGGAGACUCAAGCCUUAUCCUUCUUGCCCUCAGCUGAUGACUUUAAGGACUGUAUUACUGAGAUUAUUCAAAAAUUUCAGGAAACUGUGUUAUCACUUGCUAAUCUUGUGCCUGACUCGUACUUUGAUGCCUUUACUCAACCUACCAUCAAUAAUAAAACUGAAGAGAAAACUUGUGGAGAUGGGCCAAGCCUUGCUUCAAUGUUUGAAGAUGAUAAGCAUUUGCAUUCCAUAGUCCAGGAAAUAAAGGAAGCUCUUCAAUUUGCUUUUGAUGCAGCUAACGUGUACGCUGGUACAUUUGAAAGAUUCCGCCUGUUCUACAAAGAAAAUGAAGGUCUUGACUUAGAAGCACUUAGACAACAAGACCAUGGAGUUGCUUUCUUUGGUGAGCAGUUGAAAACUUAUCACACAGAACACAAGGAUGCCCUGGCUAUAAAACAAAAAAGAAAUCUGGGGAUGCUACUAAUUGAUACAACUCAACUUAAGAACAAACUCAUUCCAUCCCCCUUACGUUGCCUUGAGGCCAUAAAUGACAUGCUCCCAGUUCUUGCAAAAAAGAAAAUGGAUGCAAUUAUUGCAGAGGCACAGGAUGCUCAGUUUAAGCUUGAGUUUGUUCCAACUGCAACAACAGAGUAUGUGAACGGCCUGUUGUUUCUUGAUGAAAUACAGGAAAGGAUUGAGGUUCUUGAUGAGGAAACUGACGUUGUGGCUGAAAUGUAUAAACUAAUUGAUCAAUAUCGUGUUCCUACACCUCCUGAAGAUUUUGCUGUAUAUGCAACUCUAAAACCUUCCAUUGUUGCAGUCCGCAAUGUAAUAGAUAAAGCAGUGGGAGAUAGAGAAUCUAAUAUUACUAGAUUCUGUCAACAUUUAGACAAAGAUAUCUUAGAACUGAACAAGGAUGUCAAGGAACUGAAGCAGCAAGCUCAGGAUCCUCAGAUUUUAGAUAUCUCUGCAGAGAAACCGAAGAUAAAACAGUUACUAGAAGAAUUGCAUGCGAAGAUCGAUGACUUGCAAAAACAAGCAUUCCAGUACAAAACCUUUCAGAAAACUUUCAAGGUUGAAGUAACAAAAUAUGAUGCUUUGGAAGAACUUAGUGCUGAGCUCAAACUCAAAAGCCUGCUUUGGGAUUCACUUGAUGAAUGGGAUAUUCUUCAACUUGAAUGGCUGGAGUGCCCAUUUGAUACCUUGGACCCAGAACAACUAAGUUCACAAGUUACAAAGUAUGCAAAGUUUGUGAAUCAGUUGGAAAAGGGACUGCCUCCAAAUAAUGUUGUUCCAGAACUUAAAGAGAAAGUUGAGAUGAUGAAAGAAAAGCUUCCAGUAAUCGGUGACCUGCGAAAUCCAAACCUGAAGCAAAGACACUGGAACAUACUGGAAACCACUAUUGAUGCAAAAUUGACUGAGCAACCAUUAUCUCUCGCAAGACUGAUAGAAAUUAAAGCUUUUGAAUUUGCGCCGCAAAUUCAGGAUGUGUCGGGUCAGGCUUCAGGGGAAGCAUCUCUGGAGACCAUUCUUAAAAAGGUGGAAGAUUCCUGGAAAUCUACCGAAUUUGUUGUACUUCCCCAUCGUGAUUCUAAAGAUGUUUUCAUUCUUGGUGGUACAGAUGACAUUCAGGUCAAUCUUGAUGAUAGCACAAUUAAUGUAGCAACAGUAGCAUCGUCCCGCUAUGUGGGCCCUAUAAAACUACGUGUGGAUGAAUGGCAAAGACAGCUUGCUUUGUUUAGUCAAACACUGGAAGAAUGGCUAACAUGCCAGAGAAACUGGCUUUAUCUAGAAAGCAUUUUUAGUGCUCCAGACAUUCAAAGACAGCUUCCCGCAGAAGCCAAAAUGUUUCUUCAGGUUGACAAAUCGUGGAAAGAAAUAAUGAGAAAAGUAAACCGACUUCCAAAUGCACUUCGUGCAGCAACUCAACCUGGUCUCUUGGAAGCUUUCCAGAACAACAAUGCAUUACUUGAUCAGAUUCAAAAAUGCCUUGAAGCAUAUUUGGAGUCCAAGCGAGUUAUCUUUCCAAGAUUUUACUUUCUUUCCAAUGAUGAACUUCUGGAAAUUCUGGCACAGACGAGGAACCCACAGGCUGUUCAGCCACAUUUGAGAAAGUGCUUUGAUUCCAUUUCUAAACUGGAGUUUGCACUGAUUUCACAAACUGAGGGGAAGGUGACACCUGCUGUUGAAGGAGAGCAGGAGAAAGUCUUCAGCAAUGAUAUUUUAGCAAUGCUGUCUCCUGAAGGAGAAAGGGUUGGACUUGGAAAAGGUCUAAAAGCAAGAGGAAAUGUGGAAGAUUGGCUCGGAAAGGUUGAGGAAGCUAUGUUUUCUUCACUAAGACGUUUAAGCAAAGCAUCAAUCGCUGAUUACCAAAAUAAACCGAGAGUUAAGUGGGUCAUUGCUGGUCAUCCUUCUCAGGUUAUAUUAACUGUAUCCCAGUUAAUGUGGUGUCGAGACUUAAACCAGUGCUUAGAGGGGGAUGACCAUGAUCAUUUUGAAGCUUUGACUGAUUUUGAGAAAGAGAAUUUUGAGAGAUUGAAUGCCUUAGCUGCAUUAGUUCGCGGUUACCUUCCAAAGCUUCACCGAAAUAUAAUCACAGCACUUAUUACAAUUGAUGUGCACGCAAGGGACAUUGUCACUGAACUUGUCAAAGAAAAGGUGGAUUCAAGUUCAAGUUUUGAGUGGCAAAGACAGCUCCGUUAUUACUGGGACCUUGACAUAGACAACUGUGUUGCAAAAAUGGCUUUGUCUCACUACACCUAUGGUUAUGAAUAUCUAGGGGCAUGCCCUCGUCUGGUCAUUACUCCACUCACUGAUCGAUGCUACCUUUGCCUAAUGGGAGCUCUGCAGCUAGACUUGGGAGGAGCUCCUGCUGGACCUGCAGGUACUGGCAAAACAGAGACCACCAAAGAUCUUGCCAAGGCUCUUGCAAUCCAGUGUGUGGUGUUUAACUGCUCAGAUGGAUUGGAUUACAAGAUGAUGGGACGUUUCUUCAGUGGUUUAGCCCAGUCUGGUGCCUGGUGCUGUUUUGAUGAGUUUAAUCGAAUCGACAUUGAAGUUCUCUCUGUGAUUGCACAGCAACUCAUCACCAUAAGAAAUGCUAAGGCUGCAAAGCUGUCCAGGUUCAUGUUUGAAGGUCGUGAAAUUAAACUGGUAAUGACCUGUGCAGCAUUCAUUACAAUGAAUCCUGGGUAUGCAGGAAGAACUGAAUUGCCUGAUAAUCUGAAGGCUUUGUUCAGACCCAUUGCGAUGAUGGUUCCCAACUAUGCCCUAAUUGCAGAGGUUAUUCUUUACUCUGAAGGUUUUGUAUCUAGUAAGAUUUUGGCCAGAAAGAUGACUCAGAUGUAUAAACUCUGCAGUGAACAGCUUUCACAACAGGAUCAUUAUGACUUUGGGAUGAGGGCAGUUAAGUCUGUACUGGUAAUGGCUGGGUCCCUGAAGAGAGAGAACCCUGACCUGAGUGAGGAUGUGGUGUUGAUCCGAGCUUUACGAGAUUCCAACCUGCCCAAAUUCCUUACUGAUGAUGCUCUACUUUUUAGUGGAAUUCUUUCAGAUCUCUUUCCGGGUGUUAUCAUUCCAGAUCAUGAUUAUGGUGUUUUGCAGUCAACCAUUGUGGAGGUGAUGCUUAAACAUGACUUGCAAGCUUUGCCCAGUAUGAUUCAUAAAGUAAUUCAGCUUUAUGAAACUAUGAUUGUUCGCCAUGGUGUUAUGCUUGUUGGUCCAACUGGUGGCGGAAAAACUACAGUGUACACUGUCCUUGCUAACACCUUAGAGGCUUUACAUAGUGCUGGUGAGAACAAUCCAUAUUACUUGCCAGUUAAGACAUAUGUGCUAAACCCCAAAUCAGUUACAAUGGGAGAGCUGUAUGGAGAAGUCAACACUUUGACGCUGGAAUGGAGGGAUGGAUUAAUGGCGCUUAGUGUGCGAGCGGCUACCAAUGACACUUCAGAUGAUCAUAAAUGGAUCAUUAGUGAUGGCCCCGUGGAUGCGCUCUGGAUUGAGAAUAUGAAUACAGUGCUGGAUGAUAACAAGAUGCUUUGCCUUGCGAACAGUGAAAGAAUCAAACUUACGCCCUCGAUCCACAUGGUCUUUGAAGUAGAAGAUUUAAAGGUUGCAUCCCCAGCAACAGUUAGCCGCUGCGGUAUGGUUUACAUUGACUCUGAAGAACUGAAAUGGAUGCCAUAUGUGGAGACAUGGAUGACUGGCCUGUCGAAAAAAAUAAAUGAAGAAACCAGACAAUACCUGCUGGACCUUUUUAAUCGAUAUGUUGAAAAUGGGCUUCAUUUUGUUUCUAAGAAAUGCACACAGGCCAUUUCUCAGGUUGACAUUAGCAAAGUAACGACUCUCUGCUGCCUGCUGGAAUCUCUGCUGCUUGGAAAGGGAGGGCCUGAUCUAAAAAUGGAUCAGACGAAAUUAAACAGUAUACUUUGCCCGACUUUUGUUUUCUGUUAUCUGUGGUCAGUGGGUGGAAAUCUGACAGAAAAUUACUGGGAUGCUUUUGACACAUUUGUUAGACAACAAUUUGAUGAUAUCGCAGAAGCAAAGCUUCCAAGUUCUGGUGAUUUGUGGAGUGUUUACAUGGACUUCGAUAACAAGUGCCUGGAACCUUGGGAAAGAAUUAUCCCAAGUUUUAAGUACAAUAAUGAAACCCCGUUUUUUGAGAUGCUUGUACCAACAACAGACACCGUACGAUAUGGCUACCUAAUGGAACAAUUAUUAGCAGUAAAACAUUCAGUACUAUUCACUGGUAUAACAGGAGUGGGGAAGUCUGUUGUUGCCCGAGCACUGCUAAACAACAUUCAAGAUCAGGCAGGUUAUGUUCCUGUUUAUAUCAACUUCUCCGCUCAGACCUCUUCUGCCAGGACUCAGGAAAUGAUUGAAUCUAAACUAGAAAAGAAAAGAAAAAACAUAUUGGGGGCCCCAGGAAACAAGAAAGUCGUUAUUUUUGUAGAUGAUCUAAACAUGCCCAAAUUGGAUCGUUAUGGUUCCCAGCCUCCGAUUGAGUUACUUCGACAGUACCAAGACUUUGGAGGGUUCUAUGACAGAGAGAAAUUUUUCUGGAAAGAAAUUCAGGAUGUAACCAUCGCAGCUGCCUGCGCUCCUCCCGGUGGUGGUCGCAAUCCAGUAACUCCUCGUUUUAUUAGACACUUCAGCAUGCUGUGUCUGCCAACACCCUCCGAGCACAGCCUAAAACAAAUCUUUCAGGCCAUCCUAAAUGGGUUCUUAACAGAAUUUCCAAAUGCUGUAAAGCAGACUGCUGCAAGUAUUGUGGGUGCUGCAGUUGAAAUUUACCGCAGGAUGAGCAUUGAUCUUCUUCCUACACCAGCAAAGUCCCAUUAUGUGUUCAAUUUACGUGAUUUAUCAAAGUGUGUGCAGGGAAUUCUUCAGUGUGAGCCAGGCUCUGUGAGAGACCAAAAGCAAAUAUUCCGACUUUUUUGCCAUGAAUGCCAAAGAGUUUUCCAUGAUCGCCUAAUCAACAAUGAAGACAAAAGCUAUUUUAAUUCAAUGAUAUCCGAGAUGGCCGGCAAAUAUUUUGGAUUUCAGAUUGAGCCGUCAUACUUUGUAACUAAGCCCAUCAUUUUUGGAGACUUCAUGAAGGUUGGGGUAGAUAAAGCUGACCGCAUCUAUGAAGAUUUGACUGAUAUAGGCAAGAUAAAAUCUGUUCUUCAAGACUACCUAGAUGAUUACAAUAUGACCAAUUCCAAAGAAACAAAGCUGGUAUUUUUCCAGGAUGCUGUGGAGCAUGUUUCAAGGAUUGCCCGGAUGAUUCGACAAGAAAGAGGAAAUGCUCUUCUGGUUGGUGUUGGGGGUACUGGCAAGCAAUCCCUAACACGACUUGCUGCCAACAUGUGUGGGUACAAGUGCUUUCAGAUUGAACUCAGCCGAGGCUAUAACUAUGACAGCUUCCAUGAUGAUCUGAGAAAACUAUACAAAUUGGCAGGAGUCGAAGGGAAAGAUAUGGUAUUUCUUUUCACAGACACACAGAUUGUUGUGGAGGAGUUCUUGGAAGAUAUAAACAACAUGCUCAACUCUGGGGAAGUGCCUAAUCUGUUUGAGAAGGAUGAACUUGAGCAAGUUCUUGCAGCAACUCGACCUAAAGCAAAAGAAGCUGGAAUACCAGAAGGAAACAGAGAUGAGGUCUUCCAAUAUUUUAUCUCUCGGGUGCGUGAAAAACUACACAUUGUGCUGUGCAUGAGCCCCGUUGGAGAUGCAUUCCGAGCACGUUGUCGAAUGUUUCCAUCUCUGGUAAACUGCUGUACCAUAGACUGGUUUGUUCAGUGGCCAAGAGAAGCUCUUCUGUCUGUUUCAAAGACUUUCUUUAAAAACAUUGACCUUGGGAAUGAGGAAAUGAAAGACAGGUUUUCAGAAAUGUGUGUUGAAAUUCAUGUGAGUGUAACAGAGAUGGCAGAUCAAUAUUUUGCUGAGCUACGGCGAAGGUAUUACACAACUCCCACAUCGUAUCUGGAAUUGAUCAACCUGUAUUUAUCAAUGUUGGGGGAGAAAAGAAAACAACUGGUGUCGGCCCGGGAUCGUGUCAAGAAUGGCUUAACCAAACUGCUUGAAACAAACGUAUUAGUAGAUAAAAUGAAAGUAGAACUGUCAGCGCUGGAACCAGUCCUAAAACAGAAGUCCGUGGAUGUGGAUGCUUUGAUGAAGAAACUGAGCGUGGAUCAAGAAAAGGCAGACAGGGUUCGACGGGUAGUAAUGGAAGAUGAAGCAACUUCUAAAGUAAAGGCUGAGGAGACACAGGCCAUUGCAGAUGAUGCCCAACGGGAUCUGGACGAAGCUCUGCCUGCUCUAGAAGCUGCAAACAAAGCACUUGACUCUUUGGAUAAAGCAGAUAUUUCUGAAGUUAGAGUGUUUCCAAAGCCUCCUGAUCUUGUACAGACUGUUAUGGAAGCUAUCUGUAUUCUGCUUAAUGCAAAGCCUGACUGGAGUAGUGCAAAGCAAGUUCUGGGAGAUUCCAAUUUCCUGAGGAAGCUUAUGGAGUAUGAUAAAGACAACAUAAAACCACACAUCUUGCAGAAACUCCAAAAAUACAUACAUAAUCCAGAUUUUAUACCAGAAAAGGUUGAGAAAGUAUCCAAAGCCUGUAAAUCCAUGUGCAUGUGGGUGAGAGCUAUGGAUUUAUACUCCAGAGUAGUGAAGGAAGUUGAGCCAAAAAGACAAAAACUUAACGCAGCACAGAUAGAACUUGAUUUCACAAUGUCAACCCUUAAAGAAAAGCAGAAACAACUGAUGGCUGUAGAGGAAAAAAUUAAAGUGCUCCAGAAUCAAUUUGACAGCAGUGUUGCAGAGAAAGAGACCCUUGUUAAAACAAUGGCUCUUACUGAGGCUCGGCUGAUCCGUGCUGGAAAGCUUACAGCAGCUUUGGGAGAUGAACAGAUCCGUUGGCAAGAAAGCAUUGCUAAUUUUGAAGAAGAAAUAGGAAAUGUGACAGGAAAUGUGUUUAUUGCUGCUGCCUGUGUUGCAUAUUAUGGAGCCUUUACAUCUCAUUACAGACAACUGCUAAUAGACUGGUGGAUUAAACGCUGCCAAGAGCUUCAGAUUCCUAUUAGCUCAAACUUUAGCCUUAUAAAUAUAUUAGGUGAUCCCUAUGAAAUCCGGCAAUGGAAUACUGAUGGUUUGCCUCGAGACAAUGUGUCAACGGAAAAUGGUAUUCUUGUGACAAGAGGGCGACGAUGGCCUCUGAUGAUUGAUCCCCAAGACCAGGCAAAUCGCUGGAUAAGAGCCAAAGAAACUAAGAAUGGAUUGAAAGUAAUUAAACUGACUGACACUGGUUUCUUGCGUACCUUGGAAAAUGCUAUAAGAUUGGGCAUGCCUGUCCUACUAGAAGAGCUUAAGGAGACUUUGGACCCAGCUUUGGAGCCGAUUUUAUUGAAACAAACCUUCGUUACUGGUGGAAGAAUGCUGAUUCGACUUGGAGACUCUGAUAUUGACUAUGACAAAAAUUUUAGAUUCUACAUGACAACUAAAAUGUCAAACCCCCAUUACCUCCCAGAGGUGUGUAUAAAAGUUACAAUUAUCAACUUCACUGUGACAAAAUCAGGCCUGGAAGAUCAGCUACUAAGUGAUGUGGUGAGACUGGAGAGACCUGAUCUGGAAGAACAAAGAAACCAGCUGAUUGUCAGAAUAAAUUCAGAUAAAAAUCAACUGAAAGCCAUUGAAGACAGAAUUCUAAAACUUUUGUUCACUUCAGAGGGAAACAUUUUAGACAAUGAAGAGCUUAUUAAAACUCUCCAGGAAUCAAAGGUAACUUCAGGUGCCAUUAAAUGUAGAUUACAAGAAGCAGAAGCAACUGAAGUGAAGAUUAAUGCGGCACGAGAAAAGUACCGCUCUGUUGCAACUCGGGGAUCUGUCAUGUACUUUGUAAUUGCCAGUCUCUCAGAAAUAGAUCCGAUGUAUCAGUUCUCCUUGAAGUACUUCAAACAGUUGUUCAAUAUGACGAUUGAAACCUCUCAGAAAAGCAAUGAUUUGGAUGAGCGCUUGACUAUCUUACUGGAUCAAACUCUGUUCACCAUGUAUACCAGCAUCUCCCGGGGUCUCUUUGAGCAACACAAACUGAUUUACAGCUUCAUGCUGUGUAUCGAAAUCAUGCGCCAAAGAGAUGAAAUCUCAGAUGCUGAAUGGAAUUUCUUCCUAAGAGGGGCUGCAGGUUUAGAUAAGGAACACGCUGGCAAGCCUGACAUUCCGUGGCUAACAGACUUCAUGUGGCAGGCCUGCUGUGAUUUAGAGGACAGGUUACCAGGUUUCAAGGGAAUCAAACAAGAAAUAGUGGGGACGCCCAUUUUCAUUAAACUAGGGCGUCUUGAAAUUAAUAUCAACCCAGAAUCAUGGAAGGGAUAUGUCUCGGAGUUACCACCAUACCGUCCAGAUGGCAAAGAUACUAAUGUAAUCCGUGGACAGUGGAAUGAAAGACUCACUGUUUUUCAAAAAUUAAUCCUCAUCAAAAGCUUUGUGGAAGAAAAGGUGGUGUUUGCAGUCACAGACUUUGUAAUAGAAAGCCUUGGAAAACAAUUUGUAGAGAAUCCUCCAGUAGAUCUGGCCACUUUGUACAAUGACAUGUCUCCUUCUACUCCACUGGUCUUCAUUUUAAGUACAGGCUCUGACCCCAUGGGAGCUUUCCAGAGGUUUGCAAGAGAACGAGGAUACUUAGAUCGGGUACAGUCAAUAUCAUUGGGACAAGGGCAGGGGCCCAUUGCUGAGAAAAUGAUCAAAGCAGCUCUUAAAACAGGAAACUGGAUAUAUCUUCAAAACUGUCAUUUAGCAGUGUCCUGGAUGUUAGCCAUGGAAGAACUGAUCAAAACAUUCACAGAGCCAAGUGCAUCCAUUCAUAAGAACUUUCGACUGUUUCUGAGCUCCAUGCCUACAAACGCCUUUCCAGUAACUGUUCUGCAAAAUUCUGUCAAGGUUACUAAUGAACCUCCGAAAGGGCUUCGUGCAAAUAUCAGAAGAGCCUUCACAGAAAUCACAAAUACAUUUUUUGAGGAACAUAUACUUGGGAGGCAAUGGAGAAAAAUAAUCUUUGGAAUGUGCUUCUUCCAUGCAAUUAUUCAGGAAAGAAAAAAGUUUGGACCACUUGGGUGGAAUAUUCGCUAUGAAUUUAAUGACAGUGACAGAGAGUGUGCUCUGCUGAACCUAAACCUUUAUUGCCAUGAAGGAAGUAUCCCAUGGGAUGCUCUUGUCUACAUUACAGGGGAGAUUACUUAUGGUGGAAGAGUCACAGAUGCUUGGGACCAACGGUGUUUGCGCACCAUCCUAAAAGGAUUUUUCUCCCCUCCGAUACUGAAUAAGAAUUACAAAUAUUCAGCAUCAGGUAUGUAUUAUGCUCCUGAGGAGGACAGCUUGCAAAAUUACAGAGAAUACAUUGAAAAGCUCCCCUUAAUUGAUGACCCAGAGAUAUUUGGAAUGCACGAAAAUGCCAAUUUGGCUUUCCAGCGCCAGGAGACCUCCACUCUAAUUAACACUAUACUUGAAGUUCAGCCAAGAUCUUCUGCACGAGGGACUGGGAAAAGCAAUGAUGAAAUAGUUCAAGAGCUUGCUGACUCGAUUUUGGCAAAACUUCCAGAAAAACUUGACAUGGAAGCUGCAUCGGAAGGCCUAUUUGCCAAAGAUGCAAAUGGACGUUUGGAUUCAUUGACUACAGUGUUAGGACAGGAGGUAGAUCGCUUUAACAACCUGUUGAAGAAACUAAGAACCUCAUUAGAAACACUAAAGAAAGCAAUUGCUGGUUUUGUGGUUAUGUCAGAAGAGAUGGAAAAAAUUUACCAUAGUUUUCUUAACAAUCAAGUUCCCGAUCAAUGGGCCAAUGCAGCUUACCCUUCUCUGAAGCCCUUAGGAGGGUGGGUGAAAGACCUGGCGCUUAGGACCGCAUUUAUUGAUAAUUGGAUCAGAAGAGGUCAGCCCAAGUCAUUCUGGAUCUCAGGGUUCUUCUUUCCACAAGGGUUUCUAACAGGUGUUCUGCAAAACCAUGCUCGAAAGUACAACCUUCCCAUUGACGAGCUUAACUUCAGUUAUACUGUUUUUCCUGUGUAUCGUGAUCAAGCAGCUGCAGCAGAGGCAUUAAAAACACUGCAAUUUGGACAAGAACUGGAGAUGGACACCCAGUUACCCUCUCCAAAAAAUGGCGUAUUAGUGCAUGGAAUGUUUAUGGAUGCCAGUCGCUGGGAUGAUAAAGACAUGGUAAUUGAAGAUGCUAUGCCAAGACAAAUGAAUCCUAUGUUACCAGUAGUUCAUUUUGAACCCCAGCAAAACUACGUGCCAAAUCCGACAUUAUAUCAUGCACCGCUCUACAAAACUGGAGCCAGAGCAGGAACACUUUCAACAACAGGUCAUUCAACAAACUUUGUUGUAACAGUGCUGUUGCCAUCAAAACAACCCAAUGACUACUGGAUAGCCAAAGGAUCUGCUCUGCUGUGCCAGCUGAAUGAAUAAAGCAGCCUUCAUACUUCAAUCUUAGAUGACACCAGUGGUUUAGUUUCAGAAGAAAUACAAUGCAGUUCUAACAACGUAUAUUUUAAACAAAAUGUUUAUUAGUAGUAGUAAUAGUAUUAUUAGUAGUAGUCUUAGUAAUAAACCAUUUUAAAACCAUAAUUUAUUGUAAUGGAGAAUUUAACAUGCUGAUUAUAUGCAUUAGCUUUGAAAUAUAUAUUUUCAAAUUGAAUUGUAACAAUAAAAAUGCUUUCUCUUGCUGUGAUGCUUCUCUUUAUUGGU